Molecule: messenger RNA, 1789 nt
Organism: Pelobates fuscus (common spadefoot toad)
Lineage: Eukaryota; Metazoa; Chordata; Amphibia; Anura; Pelobatidae
Product: NXPE family member 4-like
Exons: 6
Coding region: 106-1767 (553 amino acids)
Source: RefSeq, a predicted model, not a curated record
CUAGAUUGUAUGAGCUCUGAAGCCGUAAAUUGUUUCUGGAACAGAAUCUGACUGCUGCACUGCAUUGAAUUUGCAUCUCAAAAAGGAUCUUCUUGUGUAACUCUCAUGGGUGGGAUAGGACGCAAGACCUCCUUCCAUGUUCCAUUACUGCUAGCUGCUGCAUUUGUCUUAGGCUUUCUGUGGCACUAUAAUAUAGUACAGAAUCAUCUGAUGAAUGUGUUCCAAACCUGCUCUCAACCAGACAUGCAAAUGAAGACGCUCUCUGUGAAUGAAGAACUAGCAUUAAAGAAAGAAAAAGCUCGAAAUGAAUUUAAAAUUAAAAUAAAUGAAAUUUUCAUCAAAAUCCAGAAUCUUAUCCCCAAUUCCACAUGCACAUUUUUUAAUAGAACCACAAGUGGGAAGAAAAGUAUAGCUUUUAUUAGAGACCCCCGUACACAGUAUUGCACAGGGGAAGACCUUGUUGUUCAGCUUGAUAUGUAUGAUCACUUGGGCAACAGGAAAACAUAUGGAGGAGACUUUAUUAGACCAAGACUCUUUUCUCCAGAUCUUGGAGCCUCUGUGUCUGGAAGAGUGGACGAUUUAAACAAUGGAAGCUACCACAUCCAUUUCCCCUUGCAUUGGGAAGGCAAGGUGCAAGUUUCUGCUAUGUUAUUUCACCCAAGUGAAGGGAUAUCAGCUCUAUGGAGAUCAAGACAUUCUAGUUUAGGUGUUUUAGGGUUUCAAGGAAAAUUUGUAUAUUUGGAUAAGGUUGCCAGCACACAAUGUGGCUUUAUGCUUAACACAGAUGAAGAGGUUUGUGAAUAUUUGGACCCAGAGGACGAAGAAGCAUUCUACUGCAUUAAACCUCCUGGUCUACCAUGUGAUUGUUUGACUGACAUGAGGGCAAUAGAUCUUGGUGUGUCAUAUUUAACAAAUGAGGAAAAAAAUAUAUUUCAAAGGUCUAAUAUUGCUGUUGAAAUACCCCAAAAUUUCAAGUACAUAGAUGUUGCAACUUGUCAAGGAAGCACUACCACUAACAAGGCAAAAUGUGCAACAGGAAUGACCUCUCCUUUCCCAAGUGGAUAUUUUUACAAAAAUAUCUGGUACCCUGUUUAUUGUAACAUGACCCUUUAUACAACAGCGGACAAUUAUACAAAGUGUCUUAAAGGAAAGAAAUUGUUUCUCAUUGGGGAUUCUACCCUUCGUCAAUACAUCAUGCAUUUUACAGAAGGCAUCAAAAUCAUAAAUUAUUUUACUUACCACGAGAGGCAAUGGGCCCAUUGGCAGAAGACCCUAACAGCUCUGAAUAUGGAACAUGAUAUAUAUGUCUCAUAUAAAAGGCAUGGAUUCCCUCUGGAAUGUUUUGAUUUCUAUUAUUUUAAAGAGGACAGGUACACUAGUCGUCAGAUUGAUCAUAAAGCUGGAGGAAAAGACACCAUAAUUGCAAUUACCAUGGGACAGCACUUCAGACAAUUCCCUCUUCAACUCUAUAUUAGAAGGGCUCUGAACAUUCGUCGAGCCAUAGAACGUCUUUUACUGAGAAGUCCAGACACUAAAGUCAUCAUUAAAACAGAGAACACUAGAGAGAUGACUGCUCCAGUAGAAAGAAUUGGGGACUUUCAUGGGUACACACAAUAUCUGGUAAUGAAAGAGGUUUUUCAUGGAAUUAAUGUUGGCUUUGUUGAUGCCUGGGACAUGUCAGUUUCAUCAGCAACAUCAAAUGUUCACCCACCAGGAUAUACACUUCAGGGUAUCAUGAGCUUGACUUUCACAUUUGCUUGUUAUUAAAAAUGCAUAACUACAUAAAAUA